AUGAAGAGCACGCCUCUAAUCAUCAAUUGGCAUGACCAGAAUGCCCCCGUCUACUCUGCCCAUUUCGAGCCGCAAGGGAAGGGGCGGCUAGCCACGGCUGGAGGAGACAACAACGUGAGACUCUGGAAGGUCGAGAGUGAUGGAGAGGAUCGCAAAGUCGACUACCUGUCAACCCUGAGCAAGCACACCCAGGCUGUCAAUGUCGUCCGAUGGGCUCCCAAAGGUGAUAUUCUUGCCUCUGCUGGCGACGACGGAAAUGUGAUCCUCUGGGUCCAGUCCGAGCACAGCGGCCCUGCCUUUGGCAACGAGGGCCUCGAAGACAAGGAGACGUGGCGCACGAAGCACAUGUGUCGAUCUAGCGGAUCCGAGAUAUACGACCUCGCCUGGUCGCCCGACAGUCAAUUCUUCAUUAUCGGAAGCAUGGACAACAUUGCUCGCAUCUACAAUGCCACUAGCGGUACCCUCGUUCGUCAGAUCGCAGAGCAUAGCCACUACGUCCAGGGCGUCGCGUGGGAUCCUCUCAACGAGUACAUUGCAACCCAGUCGUCCGACCGAUCCGUUCACAUCUACUCCCUGAAGACGAAAGACGGCCAGCACACCCUGAGUGGUUCUCACGACGACAAGCCUUCCAAGAUUGCGAGCCAUAACAAGAGCGAUUUGCCGCCCAGGCGCAUAUCCUCUAGCAGCCCUGCACCCCCAGACUUUGGUAGAUCCUACCUCUCCGUCGAGGCGGCUGUGGGCUCCCCCGUUCCUUCCGCCCCCGGAACCCCGACCUCGAUAGCUCUCCCGAUGAACCCGCCGAGCGUGAUUAGCCAUAGCAGACGCUCGUCCUUCUCGUCGAGGCGCUCGCCCUCUCCGGCCCCGUCUAUGCCUCUGCCCGCUGUGAUGCCAAUUGAGCCUUCACCGAGCACGAAGCCGCAUCCCUCGGGUGGCCUUGGCCCUCUGGGCACGAAGAACGCGCUUCUAUAUGCCAACGAGACACUUUCGUCAUUUUUCCGGCGCCUGACUUUUACCCCUGACGGAAGCCUCCUACUUACCCCAGCAGGUCAAUAUCAGACUCAACAUCCUUCAGAAGGCAAUGCGAAGCCGACAUACGAGGUCACCAACACGGUGUACAUCUAUACUAGAGGUGGCAUCAACAAGGCGCCCAUUGCCCACUUGCCUGGUCACAAGAAGCCUUCAGUCGUGGUCAAGUGCUCGCCCGUGUUCUACACCCUGCGGACGUCCCCGCCUGUUACCAAACACAUCACCAUCGAUACGUCGUCCUCAGAGGAACCUAUCCCGGCGCUCCCAGAGCCAGUCUCGAAGCCAGCAGCGGCCACUUCCGUGAUGGAACCACCUCCGCCCCCGACUUCAGUUCCCGACUCGUCUACGCCGACGAGCAAGCCCGAGACCGGUGCUUCCACCCCCGGUCCGAAGGCAGCGUUCGCACUGCCAUACCGCAUGAUCUAUGCCGUUGCUACCCAAGACUCUGUGCUCUUGUACGAUUCUCAGCAGCAGACCCCAAUCUGCAUCGUCAGCAACCUGCACUGCGCUACAUUUACUGAUCUCGCAUGGUCGAGCGAUGGAUUGACGCUUCUGGUAUCUUCCUCGGACGGCUUCUGCUCCACGCUCUCAUUCGCGCCAGGCGAGCUUGGACAGGCUUACCAAGGGGAUCUGCCGACACCCAAAAACCCUACUGUGCCGGGUGCCACGCCUGCGACAACCUCAUCCAGCCAGGGCACCCCCAUCCCGACCCCGUCGUCAGUGUUCGCCCCGCCCUCCCCCUACCGCAAUGGAUCGGGCCAUCAUCAUCGGAACUCAACGAGUUCCUUCACUGCUCCGUCGCCGCCUCCAGCCGGCUUCGUCAGCCAGAGGCCCCAGUCGCCUGCACGAUCGAACUCUACUUCAUCUGUAGCGACUCAGUCAUCGCAAGUGGUGACUAACCCGAACCUCAUCGUCGGCAGCGUUCCAGGCAUCGCCGUGGCCAACUCUACCAAGGUCACUGGCGUGCCCAUUACGACACCACCCGAGACCCCUCGGACUAAUGCUGCUGUCCCAGCCAGCAGCUCGGCAGCAGCUGGAACAGCGUCCAGCGCGACACCUGCGAGUGGGACAAAGCGAGAAGCCAGUGAAGGGGACAAGGAAGAGGGCACCGAGCCUAAGAAGAGACGGAUCGCGCCGACACUAGUGGAGCAAAAGCCUUGA
This is a messenger RNA of Colletotrichum chrysophilum, 2187 nucleotides long. RefSeq lists its product as uncharacterized. NCBI's taxonomy places the organism in Eukaryota, Fungi, Ascomycota, Sordariomycetes, Glomerellales, Glomerellaceae. The transcript is spliced from 5 exons. Bases 1 to 2187 code for a protein of 728 amino acids. Gene Ontology annotation, cellular component: nucleus; CAF-1 complex. Gene Ontology annotation, molecular function: protein binding. The record is from RefSeq and is a predicted model, not a curated record. Gene Ontology annotation, biological process: DNA replication-dependent chromatin assembly; nucleosome assembly.